UGACUAUAUCAUGGCUACGGGGCCAGCAGAGGUCACACAGUCACAUGAAACAGGAGAGACAGUUGAAGAGUGCACAGGAAAGAAAAAAUCCAAAUUUCAGACUUUCAAGAACUUCUUUGCCAAGAAGAAAAGGAAAGAGCCUCCGCCUCCCAGGAGGGAGAGUAAUUUAAAACCUAGCCAGUCCAGCAGCGAUGUCAGCAUCAAUGUGCUCGACACUACUGCACUUCAUUCACCAAAGGAGGUUGGGCCCAAAGGAAGCAUGGGAAACAAAGCCUUGUCCCAUGACAGCGUCUUCAUUUUUGAGUCUGCACCAGGAAGUGUGGCAGGUGACAUGUCAUCCCAGGAAAACAUACCUGGAAGAGUGAAAACUUUGCAGCUUCAGUUGCAGCAGAACAUCAGACUUGGGUCACCUCCUCUUGUUAUAACUGGAAAGAAACUGGAAGAUGCAGGUGCCGUUUCUGAAGAUGAUGGUUUACCUAGAAGCCCUCCUGAAAUUUCAACCCUUCAUGAAGUUCUGACAGAUUCACCAAGCAAGUCCUCCAACCCCGUUCAGCGUCAUAGCUCUUUGAGUUUAGGCGGGACAGACAGUGAAGAUGAACAGCCUGCCAGUCCCCUCGGCUGCCUGGACACCUCAGCAGCCAGGCACAGGAUUGCCAUAAACCCCCGGAAACAGAAAGGCUUUACCAACAAGAAUCAGCAAACCCCCCAGGUGGAAGAGCUGGAAAAUGAAUCAUGUCUUCCUGCAACUCCACAAAAGAAGGGAAAUUCAACAGAAUCACUUGAGAGUGACCAGCAUAAAAAUGAUUGGGAAGGAUUAUCAGCUCAGGUGGAAUAUUGUGCAAAGGGAGGUGGUUCUAAGGAGACACCAAGUAUAAAAAGUCCCACUGAUGCUGCCCAUGACUCUUGUGAUUCCACACUUGCAGCAGAAGACUCUUGUGCUUUGCCGCAAGAGGAUGCAUGCCUUCCAGACAUGGACCAUCACUAUAAAGCAGCUGCACCCCUUCUGAGACCUGAGCCUUCUGCAGUGAACCUUGAGGAACACCAUAGUGCAAAAGUGUCGUACUGUUCAGAUGAGUCAUCUGAUGAAUUGAAAUUACAUCAGCAAAAUACCAAUACUGUAGUAUCUGCACUUCCAAAAUUGCAACAAAUUGAAGGAGAAACUGUUGUGUUUCCAGACAUACUAGCAGCUGACUUGUUUAGCAAUGGUGUGGAAACAGAGGGCAUAGAUAUAUUGGCAGAUGUUGCACAAAGGUCCUCAGUAAAUUCUGUAGAUCCAGACAUUCAAGACCAGGAAAAGGGAGAUCCACUGUUUAUUGGCAAAGUAGAAGCCUGCUUGGGUACUAUUGAGAAUCAUUCCAACCAUGCUGCCUCAGAUACUCCACCAAGCACCUCACAGGUUGCAGCAGCCAAUUCAGAGUUGUCUUCUGACAUCAAGACAGUGGCUGUUUUGAAGCCUAAAAACAGUUCAGUAACAAGAAAUGACAAAGAAACUUGUGAAAUAAUGGAAUUUCAGUCAUCCAAAGGCAAUGUAGAAAAAAAAAUAGACACUGCUGCAUCUGUCUCAGAAGCAGGUUGCAUGCUACCUCCCAGUAAAUUGGAAGUAUGUUUUAAAGCAGAAACUGUUUCUGUUUCGAAGGGUAACCAAGGCAGUCAACAGGCCCACGCAUCAUACAUUUCUGAAAAACUUUCCAUUGGAUGUCUUGCCUCUUCAAGUUUGGCUGGCUUGAAGAGUAAUAUCUCAUCUGAUGAUGACGGUAAGGAGUACCAGAUAAGCAGUACAGCUUCUCACAGAAAAACAGUGGAAGACAGUCAAUCUUCAGAUGAAAAUGUGAAAAGUCCACUGAAGACUGCUUCUGCUAAACCAGUCAGAUUUACCAUUGCACCAGCAUGGCAAAGAUCUCUCUCAGGGGGGUCAAAUUCAAAGGAAGAUUCCUAUACCAGAAGCUCCCCAACGUCCCCUAUAAGACCAGAGUUGUUUGAAGGAAUGACAAAAGAACACACACGUUUUGAUGCAGUCAUCCAGGAAUCAGCAAAAACCAACUCAGAUAGAUUUGAUCGAGAUUGUAAGGACAGUGAUUUGCAUUUGAAUUCUUCUAUGGAGUGGGCUGACCAUGAAGCACAAAAUGUUGAAAACCCAUUUGGGGUUAGACUGAGGAGAACAUCCUCUUUACUAAAAUACCAGAAUGAAAGCCGUGCUGAGACUCCAAAGCUGAUCCCCUCAGCUGUUCCCACUGUUGCUUCUGCUUCAGUCAAGGAGGAUCAGAAAUUGGUGGGCACUGGGAAACCACCUCCAGGACUUCCUGUCAGCACAAAAUCAUUUGUUAAAAAAACAGAUCUCCUAGAAGACAAAAAUCCUCCCAAGACAAGAUCAGAAGAAAUGGCAAAGAAGCAAAACUCUGAACCAGCUUGGAUCUCCAUGGCAAAAUUAAAACAAAAGGGUUUCCAGGACCACCCUCUUGCCAAAGGACAUAAAGCUGAACACAAAGCUUUGACCAAAGUGGAUCAAGAGGAGGUAGAGUAUCAACAAGGGAUCUGUGCUAGUGAGAACAUACCGAAGAAGAAUCUGCCUUCCAGCUUGAGCUCUCAGGACAAGAAAACCCAAAUGAAGACCAGUGUGUCUGCUGCAGCAGGUAUUCUCUUUCUUUACAUCUUUACCCCGGCUGAACCACCGUGGCUAUCCCUGGCCAAGAAGAAAGCCAAAGCGUGGAGUGAAAUGCCACAGAUUGUACAAUAG
Molecule: messenger RNA, 2734 nt
Organism: Balearica regulorum gibbericeps (East African grey crowned-crane)
Lineage: Eukaryota; Metazoa; Chordata; Aves; Gruiformes; Gruidae
Source: RefSeq, a predicted model, not a curated record